AUGGGCCGAACUAUCGUCGUAACGUGUGGAGCCACGGUCCCCUUCCCCCUAUUGGUCAAAGCCGUGCUUACCGAACAGUUUCUGUACCAACUGAAAACAUGGCGAUUUGAUCGUCUAGUCGUUCAAUACGGAAAGGGCUAUGCAAAUCAUUUCCAACAAACACUUCUGGACCAACUGCCAGGCGUGGAGGGUUCUCCAGGUGCUCUCGCAGACUUGGCAGCUGAUUCAAAAGCUUGGAUAAGUCCCUGUGGUGUUGAAAUAUGCGCUUUUGAAUUCACAACGCGAAUACAGGAUUUGCUGCGGUUACACGCGGACGUGGUUGUUUCGCACGCAGGUACGGGCUCUAUCCUAGACGCCUUGCGCUUACAGAAACCACUGGUGGUGGUGGCCAAUACCGAUCUGAUGGAUAACCACCAAUUGCAAAUAGCUGAAAAGUUCGAGUCACGUGGACACUUAGUCUCCGCUCUGCGUUGCGACACCGAGAGCGUUGUCAGUGCGAUAGAGAAAGUAUUGGCUCAAGCACCACAGCCACUGGCGGACAGCGUAAACGACGAUUUCUCGCGACUUUUGGCUGCCGUGGCGUGGGCCUAG
Messenger RNA from Lachancea dasiensis, 591 nucleotides. The record is from the annotation of a GenBank genome assembly. NCBI's taxonomy places the organism in Eukaryota, Fungi, Ascomycota, Saccharomycetes, Saccharomycetales, Saccharomycetaceae.